AUGGAGGUCGCUGCCUGCGGAGCACGGGCGCUCGGCCGAGGGGCGGCGAACAGCAGGACAAUCGAGGCGGUCCUGGCUGUCCCCGCGGCCGAGUGCUGUCCCCACCUGCCCGGAGUCAGUCCGCUGUGGGGGCGCAGGGACCCAGGACGCAGGAGCGCCCUGGGCGAGCGGGACACGUGCGGCCGGAAAGACCGGGCCAUCUGGUCCCCGCCACCUCCGGACCCGGCCCGCGGGCUGGCGGCGCGGCGCGCGGGAGAAUACAGACGCACUUUCCAGCGUCGACUCUUGAUGGCGUAUCCUGCAAGAACAAACGUGCUGGCAUUUCUUUGCACAGUCACAUGCCUGUCUAUUACAGGAGAAAUAGAUGUGUGCAAGAAGGGGGGUGUGACCGUGAAGCCUUCCCAUGUAAUUUCACUUGGAUCAGCCGUCAAUAUUUCAUGCUCUUUGAAGCCCGAACAAGGCUGCUCUCGCUCUUCCAGUUCUGACAGGCUGAUCCUCUACAAGUUCAACAGAACCAUCCAUGUUCAGCCUGGCCCCUCCCUCAGCGCUCAAGUCACCGGCCUUCCCCUGGGCACCACCAUGUUUCUCUGCAACCUGGCCUGUGGCGGCGGCGGCGGCGCGGAGACUCGAAUCUGUGGGGCUGAGAUCUUCGUUGGUGUUGUUCCAGAACAACCUCAAAGUAUAACUUGCACACAGAAUGGAGAACAUGGGACCGUGGCCUGCAGCUGGGACCGAGGGAGAGACACCCACCUUUACACCGUCUAUCUUUUACAGUUAGAAGGACCCAGAAAUUUAACUUUGCAGAAGGAAUGUAAGGGUCAUUAUUGUAAUAAAUCGGAUCUUGGAAUAAGCCUACCUCCUGAAUCACUUGACUCCAGUUACACAGCCACGGUUACUGCCAGCAAUAAGCUUGGACAUUCUUCUUCAUUCCCAUCCACAUUCACAUUCUUGGAUAUAGUGAGACCUCUUCCUCCGUGGGACAUCAGAAUCACAUUUACAAAUACUUCUGUGAGAAGAUAUACCCUUCAUUGGAGAGAUGAUGGAAUGGUGAUACUUAAUCGACUCAAAUACAGGCCCACCAACAGUGGGUCCUGGACUAUGGUUAAUGCUACAAGUGCCAAAGGAAGACAUGAUUUGCUUGAUCUGAAACCCUAUACAGAAUAUGAAUUUCAGAUUUCCUCUAAGUUUCAUCUUCAGGCAGGAAGCUGGGGUGACUGGAGUGAGGCACUGAGGAUUCAAACACCAGAAGAAGAGCCUAUUGGGAUGCUAGAUGUGUGGUAUGUGAACCAGCACAUUGAACACGAGAGACAACGGAUUUCUCUUUUCUGGAAGAAUCUGAGUGUAUCAGAGGCAAGAGGAAACAUCCUCCACUAUCAGGUGACCUUACAGGAAGUGGCAGGUGGGAAGGCCACACGACAGAAUACCACAAGACAUAACUCCUGGACCUGGGUCAUUCCUAGAAUGGAGAGAUGGGCUAUGACUGUGUCCGCUGUCAACUCAAAAGGCAGUUCCCCGCCUGCUCGGAUUAACAUAACGAACCUGUGCGGGGCAGAGUCGCUGGCUCCUCGCCGGGUCUCCGUGCACUCCGAGGGCGAGAACAGCAUGGUGGUGACUUGGGAGCCCCCCGGGAGCCCAGGGGCUGCUGUCCAGGAGUACGUGGUGGCAUGGCGGGACCUUCAUCCCGCGCGUGGCACACAGCCCCAGCUGGACUGGCUGAGGAGCCCCGCCUACAACACAGCGGCUUUGAUUUCAGAGAACAUCAAGCACUACAUCUGUUAUGAAAUUCGAGUGUGUGCACUGUCAGGAGACCAGGCAGGCUGCAGCACUGUUUGGGGUGACUCCAAGCACAAAGCACCGUGGAGCGGCCCUCAUAUUAAUGGCAUCACAGAGCAAAAGGGAAUUGUUUUGAUUUCAUGGAACAGAAUUCCAGUCAAGGAACAAAUGGGCUGCAUCCGGUCUUACAGGAUCUACUGGAAGAAACAGGACUCAGAUUCCCAGCCUCAGCUCUGUGAAAUUCCCUACGAGGUUUCCCAAAACUCACACGCAAUAAACAGCCUGCAGCCCAGAGUGGCCUACGUCCUGUGGAUGACAGCGCUGACAGCUGCGGGUGAGAGCCCCGGAGGAAAUGAGUGGGAAUUGUACUUGCAAGGUAAAACCAACUGGAAUAUGUUCUUGGCACCAAGUAUCUGCCUCGCUGUCAUCCUGGUGGGCGUUUUCUCAAUGCGUUACAUCCGGCAAAAGGUACUUGUUCUCCUUACGACUCUCAGACCUCAUUGGUACAGCAAAGGAAUUCCAGACCCAGCGAAUAGCACUUGGGCUAAAAAACAUCUCAUCCUGGAGGAGAAGAUGCAGCUGCCCUCAGACAGGCUCCUGAUAGCCGGCCACUCUCCGGAAGAACCCGAGACACUGGUCAUCAAUGAGGUCAUUCAUCAGGAACCCCCAGCCUUCACUCAUCCGCAUCACACCAACUGGCCAGAACAAAGGGGACCAGGAGGCCAAGGUCCCUACACCGCUGAGGAAGACCUGGCACCUCCAGGAGCUGAGACAAGACAACCAGGGGAUCUGUACAAGGUGCUGGGGGGCAGGGGCCCUGUCACCAACCCUGGAAACCCAGUCAGCCCCCUGACCAUCCUCCCGGUGGACUACCUUCCUAGCCAGGAGGGCUACUUACCCUCCAACAUAGGUUACCUCCCUUCACACGAGCCUCCUGCCCCGGAGCCCCUGGAAGAGCUGGAGCCUCAGCACAUCUCCCUUUCCGUUUUCCCCGCAAGUUCCCUUCACCCGCUUAGCUUCUCCUGUGGUGAGAAGCUGACUCUUGACCGGUUGAAAAUGGGGUGUGGCUCCCUCAUGCUCUGAGACUGAUCCUUGAAGCCUGGGAAGUUGCUGGGCCCCUAAGCAGUCCCCUUUCCAAGUGGGGCACAAUUACACAUUCCAGCAGCCAAUGCUUCCUGGUACUGCCAUCAGGUCUGGGUACCAGGGGAGGACGCUCAAGCCAGUCGUCCUUCACCCAGACACCUCAUCUUGUCUUCUCCAGAGCCUUAACAUUACAUCCUCCGCUGUGCAGACCUAAAGACUUCAACGUGGGGCCCUGGCAACUUUCUUGGCUAUGCUGGCCAGAGAAGAGGGGAGAAGGGAGCAAAUCUCUUAGUAGCAACGGACAACAGUGCAGAGGACCAUUCAUGCAACAGCUUUGUAUAGAGCACCUCUUGCACACCAGUCUGUGUGCUCCAGAUCAGCAUUGCUCAGCAGGACUUUGAGAUGACAACUGGCCUGUGUCUGCAGUCGAUAUGGUACACUAGCAGCAUGACUGCUGGCUAUUUGGAGUGUGUCCAACACAACCCAGACAUGGAAUGUCGAUUACAAUGAAAUGGAAAUACCCACAGUGGCUAGUAGCCACUAUGGAACAUUAAAGCGAGCCUUCAAAACAGUGUGGUUACACAUUGGGCUGAGAUCUUCAAGGUCAGCAGUUCAAAACUACUGGCUGCUCGUUGCUCCUCAGGAGAAAG
Messenger RNA from Echinops telfairi (small Madagascar hedgehog), 3506 nucleotides. RefSeq names its product interleukin 12 receptor subunit beta 2 (gene IL12RB2). The coding region runs from base 1 to 2856 and encodes 951 amino acids. Gene Ontology annotation, biological process: cytokine-mediated signaling pathway. The record is from RefSeq and is a predicted model, not a curated record. NCBI's taxonomy places the organism in Eukaryota, Metazoa, Chordata, Mammalia, Afrosoricida, Tenrecidae. The transcript is spliced from 17 exons. Gene Ontology annotation, molecular function: cytokine receptor activity; cytokine binding. Gene Ontology annotation, cellular component: signaling receptor complex; external side of plasma membrane; membrane.